AAACUCGUGGUAGGUGGUGAGAGUCGGGGAGAGAAAUCUGAUUCUCAUAUCUCGGUAUCUCCUCAAACACAUUGUUUUCAUCAUACGAAGUUGACCCAUUUCCUCACCUAAAUCCGCCCAUUGUUUCAUUAAUCACACCUAACACACCCAUUCUUUCUCUUCAAAAUCAAACUACCAUUUUACUUUUUUGCCACAAAACAUUCCUUUCCCCAAAAUAUGGAUUACUUGGAAUCUCCUGAGAUGCAAAUUGUAGCCAUUGGAGUAGCAGUUGUUGUUGUUGCAGCUACAGCUUCUUGCUUAUUCUCCACCAAGAAGAAAUCUAGAGUUUGCUUGGAUCCUGAGAAUUUCAAGGAAUUUAAGCUGGUGAAGCGCACCCAGAUCAGCCAUAAUGUGGCUAAGUUUACAUUUGCACUUCCUUCUCCUACUUCUUUGUUGGGUCUUCCCAUUGGUCAACAUAUAAGUUGCAGGGGAAAGGACGGUCAAGGAGAAGAGGUCAUUAAACCAUACACUCCAACUACAUUGGACUCUGAUGUCGGACGCUUUGAGUUAGUCAUCAAGAUGUAUCCUCAAGGAAGAAUGUCACAUCAUUUCCGAGAGAUGCGUGUCGGUGAUUAUCUUGCUGUGAAGGGACCUAAGGGACGGUUCAAAUACCAGCCUGGUGAAGUUAAAGCAUUUGGGAUGCUUGCUGGAGGUUCUGGCAUCACUCCAAUGUUUCAAGUAGCUAGAGCCAUCUUGGAGAACCCGAAAGAUAAAACAAAAGUACAACUAAUUUAUGCCAAUGUGACAUAUGAAGAUAUUCUUUUGAAGGUAAUAGCACUAUAUUUACAAAUUUAUAUCCAUGUGAAAUAUCCAAGAAUUCUUUUGAAGGAAGAACUGGAUGGGCUAACCGAGAAUUAUCCUGAUCGUUUCAGUAUUUUCUAUGUCCUUAAUCAGCCUCCUGAAGGAUGGAAAGGUGGUGUUGGAUUUGUAAGCAAAGAAAUGAUCAAAGAACACUGCCCUGCACCUGCAUCAGAUAUUCGGAUCUUGAGGUGCGGCCCUCCGCCUAUGAACAAAGCUAUGGCUGCUCACCUGGAGGAACUGAGCUAUUCUUCAGAGAUGCAGUUUCAGUUCUGAUCAUACUAAUCCAUUAUUCCAUUCAUAUCGUGCUUCAUUUAGCACGUGAGAUUGGGUUAUGUCAUUGUUAUACCACUUUGAUUCAUUGGCUAGAUGUUGAACUACUUAGGCGAGGUGAUUUCUGCGAGUGUUUAAGUUGAUGCCAGAAAACUUGUUUAGCUUGUUUAUGUUGGCGUCAAGAUUAGAAAAUCUGUACGAGUGUUUGACUCAUUAAGUUCCUGUGUUGCUCGAUUAACAUUUUAGACAGCUGUUUCAACAACAAAUUAGCAGAAGGGUUGUUACUAAUAGAACAACACUGGCGUUGGUGAUGUUUAACAGUCUACAAAUUACAAGGGACGUUUUUCUUGCUA
Molecule: messenger RNA, 1463 nt
Organism: Spinacia oleracea (spinach)
Lineage: Eukaryota; Viridiplantae; Streptophyta; Magnoliopsida; Caryophyllales; Amaranthaceae
Product: NADH--cytochrome b5 reductase 1
Exons: 9
Coding region: 217-1113 (298 amino acids)
Biological process (GO): electron transport chain
Molecular function (GO): cytochrome-b5 reductase activity, acting on NAD(P)H
Source: RefSeq, a predicted model, not a curated record